UCACAUCAUUCUUUAAAACAUAUACCUUACUUCCCUUCUUUCCCUCUCCAUCCCCUUCCUAAUGGCCACAGUUGAGGUUGAAUCAGUCGUGAACACUUUGCCAGAGAAUGUUACAAAAGAGGUAGAAACGCCAACAAAAGAGGCAGUAGAGCCGGUAAAGGCAGAUCAGGAAGAACCAAAGAAGGAAACCACCGUGGACACUGUUGCUCCACCACCACCACCACCGGCAGAGGAGACUUGUGUUGAACCUCCAGCGGAGGUGGAAACCGAGACCAAGGAAGUGGUGGAGGAAGCAAAGGAAGAGACUCCGGUGGCAGCGGUUGAGGAAACUCCGGCAGCAGCGGAGGUAGUCCCUGAAGAAACUCCGGCGACAGAGGAGGGUGAGAAGAAGGAAGAAAAGGUGGCGGAAGCUGAUUGUGCUGCCACCACUGAGGUGGCAGUGGAGUAGUGAAAUAAUGGAAGUUGGAUGUUAUAUUUUGGGUUGGGAUGUGGUUGUGGGCUUGAAUAUUGAAAAGCCAGAAUGGUGAAGUUGAUGAGCAUCUUCUUUACUUGGAAUUUUAUGUUUGAUUAUAUAUGAUUAUGAGUGUGAUGAAAUCUUGUUAUUUCUGUGACCUCUUUUAUUAAUAAUAUAUUUGCUUUUUUUACUA
This is a messenger RNA of Cynara cardunculus var. scolymus (artichoke), 647 nucleotides long. RefSeq names its product fruit protein pKIWI501-like. The transcript is spliced from 2 exons. Bases 62 to 448 code for a protein of 128 amino acids. Lineage: Eukaryota; Viridiplantae; Streptophyta; Magnoliopsida; Asterales; Asteraceae. The record is from RefSeq and is a predicted model, not a curated record.